GCUCAGUAGAGACCCCUCUCGUUGGCAAAUUUCUCUCGUACUCUUCGCGCUUGUAAUCGUUUCUGCCUAAACUGCUAGAUGAAUUCGUUCUGGGCAAGAAAUUUCACGUUGGGUGGUCUUCCAUUUCCUGUUUCGAUACGUGUUUGCAGACUUCUUCAUGACAUUGCAGAACUCGAAACAUUCCUCGCUGCGGAUCCUGCUCCUUGGUGAGAGAAUGCCGAUAACGCUAGUUUGAGGCUGAGAGGCGCGGAGGACGGCAAUGUGUCGGUGCAGCGUGUUACGAGAAUCUUGAUAUUUUUGCAAGUAGACCCAACGAUGGCGGAAUCAUUAUAGGGUUUUCCUUUUUGUGGGUAUGGAGGGACACGGGUUCUUACUGAGGGAAAUUAUUAGCGGCUUUUGGUUUGUUCCACAGUUUAAUCGUAUUUGUGGUUGGGAUUCUCGUGUGGGAGAGGUCACGCUCGAGUGGUUUUGUGUGGACUUUUUGUUGUUUUUGUAAUUCUCUUGUGGGAUAUUUGAACUUGUCGUUGUGCUUCGCAGACUACCAGUUCUCGGUGUAAUCUUCCUGUUUAGCUUACGGUAGUCAGCACCAAGUCGUGAGUCGACGUCGUAAGUUACUUCUCAUUUUUGGGCGGACUUUUCACAGCUUUGUGUCUCGUUUCAGGCAUACUAUUUGAACGCAUCAUCAAUAUCUGAAAAUUUGUGAUUUGUGAGGAAUUAGGGUUUUCAAGGCCGUUGACUCUGGUAGUUGCACAGAGGGUUUAGAAGAAAAAGCAGCAAUGUUUUUUCUGUAUAGAGGCGAACUUCACAAGGUCUCUGGGAUUCCACGCCGGUGGCCACUUCCGCAACCGACCAUCUCGCUAUCUGCAUUUAGACAAGCGCUGGAAAAACGAAAUGACGCUUUGCGCAGCAUUUUCGCAACCCCUCGCUUUACUACCUCCUGCCUAACACGCCAAGAAACUUGUGUCUCUGGCUCCCAAAAUGUUUCACCUACACAUGUUCAUGCUAUUGAAGGACCCAGAGAGGAUCCAGAGACGGACAUUGGACGAGAAGGGCGGGGAGAGAGUGAUGGUCAGGUCAAGGAAGAUUACAUGGAUGAAGAUAUUGAUGAUGCGGGAGAAGAUGGAGAAGACCGGAAUAUGCAAGGACGAAAGACCCGACAUGGAAGCUACGAAGAGGGACACAGGGAUGGAAGCAUACCCAUGGAAGAUUCUUCUGCUCCGACUCUAUCUAGAGAUCACUCCCUCGAUAACAACAAGCCUCGGCGCGAACCUAAACCAGAAUGCACAGAUGUAGCGGAUAUGGAAGAUCAUGUGGAUUGUAAGGAAAGAAAGAAAAGGAAAAGAGAGGAAGCCCCUCCAAUUGAGGCAAAGAAGGGUAGGGUGAAGGUGAAGGAGGAGGUUGUAGCUACUGGCGCACCGGUUGCUGUCGAGCCUGCGGCACUUGACGCAGUAGCACGUGAGGUGAUGGAAUUGGACCAGAAAGUUGUGGAGAAUGAGGCUGGGGAUAGGGGUAACCUCGAAAACGAUAGCACUGAAAAAGAAGGACCACAUGGUAAUCCAGAAUUAGCAUUGAUAGUGAAGGAGGGUGAUGGUCAGACGGAAGUGAAUCAUGAUGAAGAACGGGAUUUUGUCAAAGUGGAAGCUCCUUCUACACCACCUGUACAUUCCGAGGAACUAAAUAUCGGAAAGCCUACGGAAGGGAAAGAACAAGCUGGGGAGGCCAAAGUAACAGAAGACGCAGCAGGUGGCAAGAAGGCAGAGUUGGAGGCUAAACUUGAAAAGUUGACCGCUGAAAAACAUCACCUUGUACAAAUGUUGAAGCAGGUGUUGAGCACUGAGAAGGUAUCAAAGAAAAAAGUUCAGAGUGCAACCCAGUCUCUAUCUGCUCCGGGACCUUCUUCUGCUCCUGGGCUCUUAUCUGCGUCUCAAGAUGUCCCAAGCAGUACAGAUGUGCCUGCCGCACCAGUUGUGCAUUCAGAGACUGCUAGUGCAGCUGGCGCUGAAGUCACUCCUAAAGUAGAUGUGCAUACUGCAUCACGUCACUCACAGGUUCGGUCUCAUAAGUUAGGACGUCAACUAAAUGCGUCACGGCUUGUUCAGGUGUUAAGCACUGAAGAAGAAUCAAAGAAAAAGACACACAAUGCGUCUCAGACGUCACCCACUCCUGGACUCCCAUUUGCUUCUCAGGCAGCUUCUAUCAGUGCCGAGGUACCUUCUGCCCCUGUCGUGCAGUUAGAAACUGCUAAUGCGGGUGGCGGUGAAGUCCAAGCUUCAGCAGAUCUUGAAGAAGGGGAGUUGGAGUAUGCAAGAACACCUAGUCCACCGCCCUCUCAUGCAACGAUUGCAUCACACCCCGCAAGCCACGGAACACAUUCUUCUCAUGGAGCGACUCCUGCAUUGGGUCCAUUGCUUGGCAGACAGCCACAACACUUGAAUCAGGGUGGAUCAGCACGGGGUGGUUAUUAUCCACAGGGAUUAGGCCUCCCGUCUCCAAGUUCAGCUGCCGCAGCAGCUUUAGUGGGUGCAAUAUCCCCAGGGACUGGUUACAUGCCCCUUGUCAAUCGGCCUUAUCAACACCAAAUGGUAAUGCAGCACGCAGCAGCAGCAGCAGCAUUACAUGCUCAGAAGGUUGCAGCAGCAGCGGCCGCUGCUGGUCACUCUCACAUGAGCCCCAUUCUAGGAGGAGGAGGACCGGCAGGCUCCGGCAAUGGGAUUUCUAAUGGACCGCCUGGCUUUGGUAGUUAUGGAGUCCCUCCAGCUGUGCAUGGGCACCAUAUGCCUCAGGGCGCUUCUCCGGGAGCUAGCCACAUUGCAGCACAACAAGGAGCUUCUCCUUCUCUUCUCACCACUCCAAGAGGUGCUCCUUACCAUGACGCUAGAUGAGAGUCACAGACAAAGGCAGGUUGUGGGGAAAGAUGUUCCAAUGGUUCUGAGAUGAGGCACAUGGCAUCUGUGUAUAUUGGAAAUGUCUAUCCUCUGCAAGGCCUGUUUAUGGCGACAGGGCAGCAGCAUGGGGAGCAAUGCUGUUUAGACAUAUGGUAACUUAUCGGAAUGGUCAUGUCCAUAUCAAUUUGUCAUGGUGUAAUUUACUGUAAAACUUCUUCACAAUUGUCAACAUGUUUCAGGAUGUUGUGAGGUUUUUUUGUUAGAUUGAGAUGGUAGGUUAGGAAUCAGGUUGAUAGGUGUAUAUAAUGGUAUGUAGAGAUCUAAGUGGAUAUGGUUUAUGUCAGCAACACAAUCAAUCUAUGAGGGUUGACAGUGUUGCAUUGAGGAAUGAUAAGGUGAGGUUUCAGGUAUGUGAAUUAAUUCACAAAGGUACUUAUAUGCAUGUGAGCAAUACUGUCCUUACUUGUAAGUAUCUAUUUCUUUUAAACUAGAAUUAGCAUAGAUAACCAUGUUUCAUUUCCAAGCAAAUGUACUGAUAUUGUUGAAUGUCAAAAUGUUUGCUCAA
Messenger RNA from Physcomitrium patens, 3450 nucleotides. RefSeq lists its product as uncharacterized. Lineage: Eukaryota; Viridiplantae; Streptophyta; Bryopsida; Funariales; Funariaceae. Gene Ontology annotation, cellular component: chloroplast. The record is from RefSeq and is a predicted model, not a curated record.